This is a messenger RNA of Nerophis lumbriciformis (worm pipefish), 2821 nucleotides long. RefSeq lists its product as uncharacterized. Lineage: Eukaryota; Metazoa; Chordata; Actinopteri; Syngnathiformes; Syngnathidae. Gene Ontology annotation, biological process: regulation of cytokine production; negative regulation of transcription by RNA polymerase II; regulation of immune system process. Gene Ontology annotation, molecular function: RNA polymerase II cis-regulatory region sequence-specific DNA binding; DNA-binding transcription repressor activity, RNA polymerase II-specific. Gene Ontology annotation, cellular component: chromatin; PcG protein complex; transcription regulator complex. The record is from RefSeq and is a predicted model, not a curated record.
UGGCGUCUGACGGUGAAGACGUUAUUGCAGUCGUCACAGUUCAGUGUUCUUAAUCUGUGCGUCCAUGUACACAUAUAUGUCCUUUAUUACACUCUAUUAAAUAGAGUAAACAUCGUUAAUAACUGUUCGCAUUCGGUUAUAUUAGUCUGAGCGCACGUUGAUGCUUCUCGAGCUAGCUUAGCUUGCUAGUUAGCUUAGCGUGUUAGCUGCUAACAAAGAGAGGCGGAAGUGAUGAAAACACAUCGCUAAGCAGAGAUCAAGUGUGAGUGUAAAGUGUUGUGAUUGUGUGAAAAUGUGCGAAAGAACGAUAGCAGAGUACGAGGAGGAACUUUGUCCAACAAAAGAGGAGAAGGAGCGACAACAUGAAAAACAUCAAGUUGUGUUACACAGAACAGACGUCUGUGAAGAACAUCUUCACCCUGAGCAACAGAAGUGGAGCUUCAGGAUGCGGACGGAGGAGCCACAGCCCUCCCACAUUAAGAAGGAAGAGGAAUGCCCACUGAUCCAUCAUUUUAAAAAGGAAGAGGAGGACCCACCGACACCCCAUUUUAAAGAGGAAACAGUGGAUCCACUGAACCCUCACAUAAAGGAGGAAGAGGAGGACCCACUGAGCCCUCACAUUAAAGAGGAAGAGGAGGAACACAGCAUCAGUCAGCAGGGAGAGCAUCUUGAAGGACUGGAGGAGGUUGAUGUCACCAAGAUGCCAGUGACUGGUGUCCCUGUGAAGAGUGAAGGUGAUGAGGUCAAAGGUGAGAGUGAGGAGAAGAGAGAGGCGGAGCCUCCAAGCAGCAGCUCAACUCAACACAUGACAACAGAAGCUGAUGGAGACCACUGUGGAGGAUCACAAGCAGACAAGCUCUUAGCUCCACUAUCAGAUAGUGAGGACACAACGUCACACUCUCCUGACACUGAUGAUGAAGACUCUAAAGAUGAUAAGACAUGUCACACUGACAACACACACUUCUCAUGUUCUCACUGUGACAAAACUUUUAAAACUCCUAGUAAAUUGAAAAGACACAUGAGAACACACACUGGAGAAAAACCUUUUUCGUGUUCAAUCUGCGGUAAAGAUUUUAGUCAUAAGCACGAUUUGAAAAGACACAUGGUAAUACACACUGGAGAAAAACCUUUUACCUGCUCAGAAUGCGGUAGAGAUUUUAGUCUAAAACGAGUGCUGAUAGAACAUAUGAGAAUACACACUGGAGAAAAACCUUUUACCUGCUCAGAAUGCGGUAGAGAUUUUAGUCUAAAACGAGUGCUGAUAGAACAUAUGAGAAUACACACUGGAGAAAAACCUUUUACCUGCUCAGAAUGCGGUAGAGAUUUUAGACUAAAACAAAUGCUGAAAGAACACAUGAGAAUACACACUGGAGAAAAACCAUUCAUGUGCUCAAUUUGUAGUAAAGGUUUCCCCCAGAAGGGAAAUCUGAUACGACACACAAAAACACACACUGGAGAAAAACCUUUUUCAUGUUCAAUCUGUGGUAAAGAUUUUAUUCAAAGGGAACAUUUCAAAGCACACAUGAGAAGACACACAGGGGAAAGACCUUUUUCAUGUUCAAUCUGCGGUACAGAUUUUACACGAAGGGAACAUUUCAAAGAACACAUGAUAAUACACACUGGAGAAAAACCUUUUACCUGCUCAGAAUGUGGUAACGCUUUUGGACGAAGAAGCAGUUUGAAAGCACACAUGAGAAUACACACUGGAGAAAAAAAAAAUUCUUGUUCAAUCUGCGGGAAAGGUUUUGUAAGAAGUCAGUGUUUAAAAGAACACAUGAGAACACACACUGGAGAAAAACCUUUUUCCUGCUUAGAAUGUGGUAAAGCUUUUAUACGAAGAAGCCUUAUGAAAGUACACAUGAGAAUACACACUGGAGAAAAACCUUUUUCCUGCUCAGAAUGUGGUAAAAGUUUUAUAAUAAGUCAAAGUUUAAAAAAUCACAUGAGAACGCACUCUGGUAAAAAACCAUAUUCCUGUUCAAGCUGCUACAAAAGCUUUCGUCACAUAGACACUCUUACAGCACACAUGAGAACACACACAGGAGAGAAAGUGUUGAGUUGCAGUGUGUGUGGUGAAAGAUUCUCCUAUAAGUACCAGUGUAAGAAACACAAGUGUGCUGGUGAGAACAGCAGCAGCAAAUGAAGAUGCAGGAUUUGAAAUAAACUGUCAAAACUUAACGUUGACCUUCUAACAAAAUCAGCACAUAGAUUCUAACAUUUAUAGAUUAGAUAUUUUAGAUUAUUGCUUUUAUCAGUCAAGUACAUGUUUUAAUAUACAACAUUGUGUACUUUUAUUUAAAAAUGAACACAACACUUUGACUGUAAAGGUGAGAAUAAAAAGGACAAAAUGUGUUACAAAUACAUUUUAUGUGUAUAGAGAUAUUUAGAAAUCAUUUUUAAUGUUUAAUGAUGUUAUAGAUGAACUCUAUAUGAUGUACAUAUUUGUUUUACAUGUGUUCAUACCUUUGCUUUUGAGUACACAUAAAUCCCUCUUAGUUCAUAUUUACUGGUUCACAUCUGAAACAUCUUCUGGACCACUUCUGGAAGCAUAUUAUUAUUUACUUUAUACAUCAUUUGAACAGUUGUGUUUUAUACAAGAUCAUUUACUUUUAAAAUGUGUGACUUUAUUAAUCAUUUGUUGGGUCUCAAUAAUCUAAUUCUAUUAAUUAUCUUUAUUACUGUCUUUUGUAAUAUGAAUAUUGUUUUAUAUGUAUGUCCCCUUUAUGUAAUAUGUAGAUUAGAGAAAAUGGCAACAUUAUAUGUGGAAGGUUAUGAAGGAUAGUUUUGUUUUUAGUAAUCUACAUUUCUUAUUAAAAAACUA